AUGGCCUCUGGUGUGGCUGUCUCCGAUGGUGUCAUCAAGGUGUUCAAUGACAUGAAGGUGCCCACAUCCUCGACACCGGAGGCGGUCAAGAAGCGCAAGAAGGCUGUGCUCUUCUGCCUGAAUGCAAAGCAAAAGAUACGCCAAGCCUGGAAGUCCUGGGUGCUCUAUGUGGUAGUUCGAAGGACCAAACUCGGGAUGCAGACGGCUGCCUCAGAGCUCAGGCAGCGGAAUGCCUUGCGGGUUUGGUGGAGCAAGUGGAGGUGGAGCCUAGGACAGGUCCACAUGGACCGUGCCCUCCACACCACAGCCGUGAAGCACAGAGCCCUGAGCCUCCAGUUGCAGGCUUGGUCAAGGUGGCACGGACAGUACCUGUGUGCCCAGAGGGACAGACAGAAGGCGGUCUCUGCAGUGAAGUACCACCAGCACUGGCAAAAGCGGAGCUCCCUGAGGGCCUGGCUUGAGUACGUGCAGCUCCGCAGACUGAGGAAGCAGAGGAACGAGAUGGCUGACCGAUUCUACCACGUCACUCUGCUCCAGACAUGCUUCUGUGAUUGGCAGUGGGCGUGGCAGUGGAAGGAGAGCUUGCAUGCCCACCAGGCCCUCGUGGAAGUGCUGGCUCGGAGGAUGGCACUGCGGCGGGCCUUCGUCCACUGGAAGCACUACAGGCUGCUGUGUGCAGAAGCAGCCGCCCAGCACAGAAUGGCAGGGGAUCAUCGCCGACGCCACCUGCUGUCCGUUUGCUUUAGAGCCCUCCAGGACAACGUGGCCCGGGCCCAGCUCCAGCAGAUAAGGAGGAAUCUCGCCCACCAGCAGCGCAAAGCCACGCUGCUGCGCAGGUUCUGGGACUGCUGGCAGAGUGGGCUGGAACUGCGGGAGGAACGGGAGCAGCUCUCCUUAAUGCACGCCGCCGGGGAUCACUACAGGACAACACUGCUCCUCAGGUGUAUCAAGCAGUGGGUACAGCACGUGCAGAGGAGACGCCACAAGCAGCUGCUGCAGGCCGGAGCAGAUGACCACUUCCAGCAGAGAGCCCUGCCCGCAGCCUUCCGGACUUGGAGGAGCCUCUGCCGGCGGCACCAGCAGGAAAGGGCUCGGAACGCCAGGGCAACGCGUUUUCACAGGGAGACCCUAGGGAGGCAAAUGUUUGCUAUUUGGCAGCAGAAGAUGCAUCAGCACCGAGAGAGCCGCUUGGUAGAGAGAGUGGCCAUUCUGCAUGCCGAGAGGCAACUUCUGCUCAGGGCCUGGUCCACGUGGCACCAGCAGGCAGCAGCGUGUCACCAGGAGCGACAGAGACAAGCAGUGGCGUGUGCCCACCACCGCCAGUGGGAGCUCCAGAGAGCCUUCCAUGUGUGGAGGGAGAGUGCCCAAGGGCGGAGAACCGAGAAGCUGGGAAAGGCCUGGGCUGCGGAGUUCCACGCGGUGCAGCUCCUGCGUUGGGCCUGGAACAGGUGGCGGGAGUGCUUGGCCCUCCUCAAUGCUGAGCGUCAGAAGUUGGUACAAGCCGACCGGCAUCGCCAGUGCACCCUGCUGCGCAGAGUGUGGCGGGGAUGGGUGACUUACCAGGACAGGGGGCGGCAGGUCCUGCGAGAGGUGGCGGCCAGGGAGAGCCAGCACAACAGGCGCUUGCUGCGGGGCAUGUUGCAUCGCUGGCACAAGAACACAGUGGCCCAUGUGGAUGAAGCUAAAAAGACCCGGCAAGCACGUGAUCACUACAGAAGGAUCAUAUGUUCCAAGGUCCUGGCCCAGUGGAGGGAGGCUGCAGCAGUCCAGAUCUACUACCGGCAGCAGGAAGACUGGACCAUCCAGGAGGCCCGGCACAUACUGGACAGAGGCUGCGUCCAGAUUGUAUUCCGGCGCUGGCGGAGCCGCAGCCAGAGUGUGGCCCAGCAGCGGGUCCAGAUGGAAAGGGCAGCCCAGCACCAUCGGCGCCGGCUCCUGCGAGAGGCCGUGGCAAGGUGGAAGGCCUACCACCUGGGAUGUAUCAGGAAAGCGCUCCUGCGGAGGCAAAGUGCUCAGCUCCUGGAGCAGAGACUCAGCCGGUCCUGCUUCCACCAGUGGAGCCGGCAGCUGGUGGCCCAGAGGGAGGAGCAGCAGGGCACAGCGAAGGCCCUGUGGUUUUGGUCCAUCUCGCUACAGGCAAAGGUAAUUGGGGUGCAGGGUCUGCCUGCGGGGAGGAAAGCUCCUAGGGGAGGGGGGUGGCAGGGCUCAGCUCUGCCCUCCUCGGAGGCCUGGGAUGCCUGGCAGCGCUACAUGCUGGAGAGGAAGAGGAAGAAGGCUCGGCUAGAGCGAGCCGCGCAGGCCCACCAGCAGCAGCUCCUCCAGGAGGGCGUCACCCAGCUCCUGCAAUUUGCAGCAGGCCAGAAGGCCUCCCGGCAGCAGUGGCACACCCAGCAGCAGGCUCAAGUGGCUCAUGGCCUCCACCGUGCUGUCCGCCACUGCGCCAUGCUCUGGAAGCAGAAAGCCCUGGGUCCAACCAAGGACCCCCUGACCUCCAAGCCCAUCACAGCCAGCCACAGAGUGACGUUCGAGGUUCCCCUGGUCAGUCGUAUCUCUGCUGGGGCUGGAGAUGCCGCUCUGGAGACCAAGAGGCCGAGAGCCAAGCCUGAGCCAUGUUUGGGCAGCCUGGCCCUGGCUGCUGGGGACUCCCAGCUCCUGGAUCUGAGCGCUGCCCGCCCGGUGAGGAGGCAGCCCCGAUGCCCUGAUUUCCUGCUGGAACCCGAGCAGAGCCGAGUCCUGGGGUGCCGUCCCCGCCAGGGACCCAGGCCUGAGAAGAUGCCCCACCCAGGUGUGAGCCAGCCAGCCAGCACUUCCCUGCCCCAGCACUCCCAGGAAGAGGCUUGCAUGGCCCUGGCCCCACGCAGCUCCUUACCACAGCACAAGACCCUGCCAAGGCCCCCUGGCCUAAAGGAGCCCCCCACCAGGACGACAGGCCCCGAGCUGGUGCUGCUGCCUCCCUCCUCCUUCGUGCCUCGGCAGGGGAAGACCGCUGCAGGGGUGUCAGUACAGCCCCACGCAGCCCCGCCCCUGGCUGCUCCCCCAGACCACCAUCUGCUCCUCCCUGGGGACCUAACACGCCCCCAGGCCUGGCCUGAGCUGGCCCCCGCAUCAGUAGCAUCGGCAGGCAGCGCUCCACUGCAGGCUGAGCUCGAGGGGAUCCGCCAGCAGUUACAGCACUACCAGACCACCAAGCAGAACCUCUGCUCCUGCCAGCGGCAAGCCAGCAUCCUGCGUAGGUGGCUGGAGCUGAGCCGGGAGGAGCCCCGACCAGAGGACCAGGAAGCAGAGCAGCAGGUGCAGAAGGAGCUGGAGGAGGUGGAAGCACAGAUCCAGCACCUGGCGGCCAUGCUCCGGGCCCAGCACCAGCCCAUUGGCGCCUGCAUUGCCCGCGUCCGGGCCCUGCGGCAGGCCCUGGGCUAGUGUCCCCGCCCCAGAGGACACCAGCAGGGUUUCAUGGCAGGCUUGGGCCACCUCUAGGAACAGAACACAACGCGGACGUGCAUUUUUUAUUUCAAAAUGUUUGCAAUUAAAUGAAUUACUGUUCA
This is a messenger RNA of Echinops telfairi (small Madagascar hedgehog), 3542 nucleotides long. RefSeq names its product SFI1 centrin binding protein (gene SFI1). The transcript is spliced from 27 exons. The record is from RefSeq and is a predicted model, not a curated record. Bases 1 to 3417 code for a protein of 1138 amino acids. Gene Ontology annotation, molecular function: phosphatase binding. NCBI's taxonomy places the organism in Eukaryota, Metazoa, Chordata, Mammalia, Afrosoricida, Tenrecidae.